AGGAGAUACAAACUUCAGCAUAUACUUACUGAUGAGAAGAAGGCUCCAGAAAGAUAGUGUCAUGCUUGCCAACCUAGGUUUCCUUAGGAAGUCUCGUAUGGAGCUGCUCGAGGGGCAACUUCAGGAGAAGGUGCAUCACAAAAUAUAACAGAUAAGCGGCUCAGAUCAGGCGGAAUUGAAACAGACCUCUAAGUAAAGUCCCUUGGCCAUGGAACUGCAUCGUCCAUGAGCGGCGUUACCGGUUCCAACCGUAUCCUCGAAAUGUCCACAUUAGAAUUCAGCUACCGCUGUGCCCAGAAAAUUCCCAGACAAGUAAAUGCCCGGGUCGCACCAACCCCAAGUUCCUCUGACUUAGCACUUAACUCCGCCCUCCGGCGUCUGCGCAUUGCGUGCUCCCUAGUCCGCUAACUCUUCCCUGGUCCACCAACGGAUUCCGCGUUAAUUAAUUAGAAAAAUCACAGUUUAAGGCGUGAAAAAAUCCGAGAUGGCCUGUGUAAGACGACGGAGGCGUUGAAAUUUCAACGCCUUUCGCGAAACUUUUGAGGGUCCAUAAUCCCAAGUUGGGAUUAACAUCUUCUGCGAGGGGGGAAACAAGGUAGCAGACAUUCCACGGUUAUUACAAAUUUUAAGAAGUAUGAUAAAAUCUAGAAAGUAAUUAUAUCCAUAUCUAGUGGGCUUCUGUUUUUGCUGUCGUCUUCGAUUUGAAAGCACCACACCAACCGAACAAGUUAGUUCCUUCAAAUUUUCGUAGACAAAUUUUUAGUUUUACAUUUAAUUUACUUUUUUUUGAAUCGCGAUGAGCUACACAAACCUCCUGCGCCAUCAGAAUGUGGUGGAUGACUGCCAGCGGGUGAGCUGCAACCGGAGUCCGCCGGUCACUGUCACCGGGCGCUGUGUGAUCAGCCGAGACAUCGUGAUCGGCUGCCGCAUGGAGCAGUGCGAUCCGGACAUGCCCUGCAUGCUGGAGCCGACGUGGGGCGUCUACCUGCGCCCAGGCCGCGAUGGCGCCGACCUGUCGCGGUUCGUGCGGCGCGUCACCUUCAAGAUGUCGCCGCGACUGCCGCUGCGACUGCACGUGGCGGACAGCGCUCCGUUCGAGAUCGGCGAGGUCCUGGGCAGCGACUUUCCAUUGGAGGUGCAGGUGCAGUACAUAGAUGCCCGCAUGUCGGCCACCUCGUACAUCUUCCGGCCGCGCGUGGUGCGCGAGGGUCACGCCGGUAUCUGCGAGGAGAUGCUCGACAAGAUGAUAUUCGUCAAUCCCUCACCCAUGAUGAGACAGAACCUGACGCCCGUGCUCGUGCCCAGUGCAAAUGGUCCGCCCAGGGGCAGGGCAUCGCCCCAGUUGGCAAUGGAUGCCGCCGUGCCGGAGGCACCGGGUGAGCAAAAGGAACAGGACCGGGAUCGGGAGCAGGUGGGCGAUGUGGCGCGACCCUCGCAGACGCCGGCAAAGCAGCCCAAGAACCGCCUAAGUGUGGGCAUACCUCACCCCCAACAGUAGUAUACAUUGGGCUCCAUGAAAGGUACAACUGGGAAUGUUUGUUGUCCUGACAUGCGAAAAUUUGUGCACUUACUGGAUUGGCAUUGGAUACGUUUAAAUUACUAAAUACAUUAUGAAUUUAUUUUACUUUUAAGCCAGCUGCUUAUGCUAAUAUAAUAAUAAUAUAUAUAUUGGUAUACAUCUAA
Messenger RNA from Drosophila sechellia, 1683 nucleotides. RefSeq lists its product as uncharacterized. Lineage: Eukaryota; Metazoa; Arthropoda; Insecta; Diptera; Drosophilidae. The record is from RefSeq and is a predicted model, not a curated record. The coding region runs from base 797 to 1498 and encodes 233 amino acids. The transcript has a single exon.